UUGAAAUUUAUCGUAUUAAUAAUCACACCACUUGAGCUUCGCCUUAAAAGUGGGAGGGCUGCUCGAAAGCGCCGGAAAACCGUGAGGAGCUGUCUCCGUUACGCGUGGUGCUGAAAGUGCCAUUUGCCGCAUCAUGUGGUCGGUCUUCUUUGUCUUUCUGUCUUAUCUGGACAGAAACUUCGUCAAUGGCGAUUUCUUGAGCCGCGCUUUGGACGCAGAGAAGGAGAGCAAAGAAAUGUUCUCCAUGCUCAACGGCACCUUUUGCGCAAAAAUGUCAACUGUGAGGGAGAGCUUCCUGUACCAGGUGUCAGACGGAGCCGAGGUGAUGCGCUCCGUCGUCAGCCCCGCCGGGAAGCUUGUGAACUGCUCCGUCUUAGUAAACCAGAUACAGGUGAAGUCGUUCAUGCAUGAGUGCAGGUUAGGACUGAAAGAACAGAGAGCCGGGCGGCGGCUGGAGACGCGUUUUGCGCGCAUGGAUGAAGCCAAACUGAUGUGCCGGGAGUUUAAAGAGAGGUCGGAGCGCAGCGGCAGGGUGAAGGGUGAUGACUCUGUGCUGCAGGACAAGGUUUUACAGAGAUCUAAGAGAGGUUUCACUUAUCCGGGGACCCUGUGGUGUGGAGCUGGAAACAUGGCUGAUCAUUAUGGCCAGCUGGGAGAAUUUGCAGAGACCGACAGCUGCUGCCGUAUCCAUGAUCACUGCCCUCACGUCAUCCACGCAUUCUCCUCUAAUUAUGGCCACACUAAUUUCAAGUGGCACUCCAUCUGUCACUGUGACUGUGAUAAUGCGUUGAAGGACUGCCUGAGGAAAGUCAACGACACGUCUUCUAGGGUAGUUGGUCAGGCGUUCUUCAACGUCAUCGGCGUACCUUGCUUUGAGCUUGCCUAUGAAGAACAGUGUGCAGAGCGGCACUGGUAUGGCAUGUGCAAACGUUAUGAGCAGCUUCCCAUUGCUGUGUUGAAUGAGGCGGUCCCGUACGACUUUGGUGGUAUUGACGUCAUCGAUAAGUUGCCGAUUGCUCCUCCCAAGAAGGAAGAGUCCAAGAAAAGCGAAGAAGAAGAGAAGCCGGAGAGUACAACACAGUCUACAAUGUCAGGUCCUGGAGAGCCUUCACUCGGAAACGUGGUCACUGCCGCCGAGGACUUCAUCAAGGUCCUCGCUACCGUCUCUACUUCUCAAAGCUCUACUGACUCCGAUAAAGGCGAGACGCAAAGCUCGGAGAAGAAAAAGAGGAAGAAAACAGGGAAGAAGAAGAAAACCAACAAAAAGCCAAAAGGAAAGGGGAGGAAGAGGAAGCAGAAAGCUGAGGAAGGAGUUGCAGUUUCACCCUCUGGCAGCAAAGCAGAAGAGGUCAUCGCUCUAAGUAACUUCAUCAGUGAGUCACACAAACACGAGCAGUCAAGUAGAAACACAAACAGACUCGGUGACAGUGAAUAUAGGCUCGGAGGAAAAGAAGAGCCCUUUAAUGAUGUCAUGAAAGAUGAGCCAGCGAUGAAUAAAGAGACCGUUUCCAUUACGCCACCUGCGACAGUCCAGAAGAAACCAGCAGAGUCCACAGAAGAAAUCGCUUUUUCUACGCCAACAACCACAACAACUGCUAUUCUACACAAAGCAAAAACGAGAAGGCUCAGAAAGGGGAGGAGAAAGAAGAACAAGAAAGUUCCUCUUCUUUCCUCUGAAGAGCUUAUAACGAACCCAACAGAUAACUUAAAAGCCAUUUCUGUCCCCAACAUCAUUACCAUAACCCCAACGGCACAGCCCAAGCAACAAAGCUUUGUUGUCAGCACUGCCAGUACCCCCCUUGUAAUUCUAAAAGUCAAAAGGAACAGGUCAAAGGAGCGGGGAAAAAAGAGGAAAGUCAGCUCAGCUUCUCCCAUUGUGCCCGCUGCCCAUGAAAAUUCCUCCACGGACAAUCUGAGAGUAAUCCCUCUCACCGGGGCUCCCACCGUACCGUCGAUGCACGCCACAGAGCUGAAGAUUUCACACAGGAUGGACCUUUAUGGAGAGAAGACGAUGGUCCAAGUUACGGCUCUGAACUCCUCCUUUAGUGUUUUGAAAAGGCAGAAGUCGAAAGGACUUAGAAGCAGAAGGAGGAAAACAGUUUUGCCUCUUUUUUCAAGUGAAAGUCCUCAUGCACGUGACAGCCCUACAACCACUGCUGCCAUUAGCAGGCCUUCAGAAGAAACAGAAACUCAGAGUGAAUGGAGGCUUUUUACUACCAUCACAGCAGCCCCUCCUAUCACUACAAAACGACACAGGCAGACCAAUAGGAAGCAGAGAAAACCAAGAAAGAAAGCCAUGGCUGCUUCUCUCAUCAAUGGAGUUUCUAUCCCGAAACAGACAGAACAAACACCAAUGACUUUUACAACCACGCCAUCCAAAGUCGGCACCACCGAAGAGCUCAAUCUUCAGAGGUCUGAAAAGCCCUACGUGACCACCUCAGCAUCUCCAGUCAUGAGUCCAUUUCAGUUAUCUAUUGAGAGAGCAAAAGCACAAUUCACCCGGAAGAAGAGGAGGAAAGCAACCCUGUCUCUUAGACAACAAUGAGCCAUGUGGUGCAACAGGAUAGGCUAAAAAAAAACUUAGCUGGCUAGCUUCUGCCGAUCAGAUAAACUUGAGUUAAAUGCUACAUCAAAAUAUUUACGGUAUAAUCUUUUCUGGUUCAGCAUUCAAAUCACAGAAAUGUACAGAAAUCAUAUUUGAUUGUAAUGUGAAAAUAGUGUUUUGUAAUACUGUUUUCUGCAUGUCUAUAAUAAAAUUCCUGAAUGAUUAUAUG
Cottoperca gobio is the source of this 2774-nucleotide messenger RNA. RefSeq names its product protein interacting with cyclin A1 (gene proca1). NCBI's taxonomy places the organism in Eukaryota, Metazoa, Chordata, Actinopteri, Perciformes, Bovichtidae. Bases 134 to 2545 code for a protein of 803 amino acids. Gene Ontology annotation, biological process: phospholipid metabolic process; arachidonate secretion. The transcript is spliced from 4 exons. The record is from RefSeq and is a predicted model, not a curated record. Gene Ontology annotation, molecular function: A2-type glycerophospholipase activity.